AUGUCCAUCGAAAAAAAUAGUGAUCAAUUUACAUGUCAAGGUUGUGGUGGUUUAAAUAUAACUGAGACUCCUAAUAUUAUUACAUGCAAUGAUUGUCAUUCUCGAUUAUUCAAAGAUACAAAUAUGAAUGAUGAUAAUCUGAAAAUCAUGAUAUUAACAUUAAAUAAUCAAGAAUAUAAUUUAAAAAUACCAAAAUCACUUAUAAUUAAUUUAUUAAACGUAGAUAAAACAUCUUCAACACAAAAUACUGAUAUUUUUUACAAUGAAAGUAGUUUAAAUAAUCUUCUUUCAACCGAUGUUCAGUUUACGUAUAGUGAAAUUACUGGCCUUAUUACUGAUGUAGCAAUAUAUAUCCAACACUAA
This is a messenger RNA of Adineta steineri, 363 nucleotides long. NCBI's taxonomy places the organism in Eukaryota, Metazoa, Rotifera, Eurotatoria, Adinetida, Adinetidae. The record is from the annotation of a GenBank genome assembly.